This is a messenger RNA of Brassica napus (rape), 3558 nucleotides long. RefSeq lists its product as uncharacterized. The record is from RefSeq and is a predicted model, not a curated record. Bases 1 to 3558 code for a protein of 1185 amino acids. The transcript has 4 exons. NCBI's taxonomy places the organism in Eukaryota, Viridiplantae, Streptophyta, Magnoliopsida, Brassicales, Brassicaceae. Gene Ontology annotation, molecular function: nucleic acid binding; RNA-DNA hybrid ribonuclease activity.
AUGAGAAACUCUCCAGGAUCAGGAAGUAGAGAUUCAGGGAACAUCUCAGGGGAAGGAAACAAGAGAAACAGAAGUCUCACCGAUGAUGGAGAGCGCGAUAACUCGAAAGAAGGCGGAUUUUCGGGUUCCGCAACCCCAGGCUCCUUAGUCGCACUGAGCUGGAACAUUUGCGGGUUGGGGAACCCUGCAACGGUCCAGCGUUUACGGGAGAUUCACAAGAGAAACGCUCCCGACAUCUACUUCCUCAUGGAGACCAAAAACGACCUGGAUAUGAUCAAGAAAACUCUUCAUUGGCUCCCCCUUGACAACUACCACGAAGUUCCCCCAAACAGCCCGGGAAGUGGAGGACUAUUCCUUACCUGGAAGAAUGACAUCCAACUCACAGUUAGAGCAAGCAAUAAAAAUUUCAUUGACACGCUAAUUACUGAGAAAUGCAUGACUUUCCAGAUGACUUUUGUGUACGGUGAACCAGAUCACACAAAGAGGCUGGUGGUUUGGAAUGAGCUCUCUACUCUCCACCCACCAACGGGAAAACAUUGGCUGUUAACUGGUGAUUUUAAUGAAAUCACGGACAACAGCGAGAAGAAGGGGGGAGCGGAAAGAGCAGAAGGUUCGUUCUGUGCUUUCAGAACCUUCUUGUCUGAAAACGAGCUGUUUGACGUUAAGCAUUAUGGAAAUUUCCUCUCCUGGAGAGGCAAGAGGAAUCAACAUCUAGUCCAAUGCCGCUUAGACAGGUCCAUAAGCAACAGCGAAUGGAUGGAUAUGUUCCCUUCUUGUAGAAGCCAAUACAUGAGAUAUGAGGCAUCUGAUCAUCGCCCUCUCUUGAACUUCCUAGACACACGAAGGAAAAAGGGGAAAUUCCGGGAGAAUAGUAGAAAAAAGAUAAAGGAGCUUCGAACUAAACUUGAUGAGGCUAUGUCAAAUCCCGUCUUAGAUGAUGACCUGAUUCACAGAACCAACAUGAGCCUAUUAGUGGUGUACAAACAAGAAGAGGAGUAUUGGAGGCAACGUAGUAGACAACUAUGGUUAACGUUGGGUGAUGCCAAUACUAGAUAUUUUCACGCCACUACUAAAGCCAGAAAAUCAAAGAACCGGAUGACAGUCAUAGAAAAUGAGGCAGCCGUACCUUGGUUUGAGGAAGAACAGAUAGCUAAGGCAGUAUGCAACUACUAUGAGAAGUUAUUUGCCUCCACCCAAACAGAAGACCUCCACAUUCUCAAUGAAGCCCUUCAUCCUUGCGUAACCCAACAAGUGAAUGAAGGAUUAAUCAGAGAUCCAACUGCGGAGGAGAUUAAAGAGGCUACCUUUGCGAUCAAUCUAGACAAAGCCCCCGGACCUGACGGUUUUUCAGCCAGUUUCUUCCAAGCAAACUGGGAGGUCGUGGGCCCGACUGUCAUCAAGGAGGUCCAACAUUUUUUCACCACGGGAGCCCUCAGACCCUCACAAAACAUAACAUACGUGAGAUUGAUUCCAAAGAUAGUGGGAGCAAAGACAGUGGCAAACUACCGCCCUAUAGCUCUUUGUAACGUCUUUUUCAAGAUUAUAUCAAAGCUACUGACAUUACGGUUAAAACCAGUCCUACAGCAUAUAAUCUCGGAGAAUCAAUCUGCAUUUAUUCCGGGGAGAGCCAUAGCAGAUAAUGUUCUUAUCACACAUGAGGUUCUACAAUUCCUAAAGACAUCACAAGCGCAAAAACGAUGCACUAUGGCGGUGAAGACUGAUAUGUCUAAGGCCUAUGACAGAUUGGAAUGGACUUUCAUCACAAGAGUUCUACAACGUCUAGGUUUUCAUGAAAAAAGGAUAAAUCUGAUCAUGCAAUGCGUUUCAACGGUGUCCUAUUCCUACCUCAUUAAUGAUUCAGCGCAUGGAAUGGUGAAGCCUAGAAGAGGAAUAAGACAGGGAGACCCGCUCUCCCCGUACCUCUUCAUUCUAUGCAGCCAAGUAUUAUCAGGGCUUUGUCAAAAGGCAGAAAGAGACAGUACCUUACAAGGCAUCAGGGUAGCAAGAGGCAGUCCAAGAGUGAAUCAUCUGCUUUUCGCAGAUGAUACUAUGUUUUUCUGCCAAACAUCCCCAACUAGCUGCGCCAAACUGAAAAGCAUCCUAGGGCUUUAUGAACAGGCCUCAGGUCAGCAGAUAAACGUUGGCAAAUCCUCCAUCACUUUCUCCACGAAAGCACCUCCUGAAAUAAAGAGAGCAGUUAAAGAAGCAUUGGGAAUUGAAAAAGAAGGAGGCUCGGGAAAGUAUCUGGGCUUACCCGAGCUUUUUGGAAGAAGGAAAAGGGACCUCUUCACAACCAUAGUUGACCGGAUCAGACAACAGGCCUCAAACCGCUCCACAAGACAUCUUUCCAAAGCGGGAAAGUUGACUAUGCUGAAGUCAGUGCUCACUGCAAUACCCACUUACACCAUGUCUUGUUUCGAGUUACCUAUCAGCCUGUGUAAAAGAAUCCAAUCAGUUCUAACUAGAUUCUGGUGGAACUCCUCGGAUGGCAAAAGAAAAAUGUGCUGGAUAGCGUGGGAUAAGCUAACUAAACCUAAAAACAGAGGGGGUUUAGGUCUCAGAGACAUCCAACUCUUCAAUCAAACAUUACUGGCUAAACAGGCAUGGCGCUUACUUACAAACCCAAACUGCUUAUUGGCUAGAGUGUUACUAGGCAAGUGCUGCCACAAGAAAUCAUUCCUAGAGGCCCAACUACCUAAGGUUUGCUCCCAUGGCUGGAGAAGUACCCUACAUGGGAGAGACCUACUCAAAGGAAACGUUGGCAAAGCUAUCAGAAAUGGGGUAAAGACAAAGGUUUGGAAAGAAUCUUGGAUCUCCCUAGACUCUAACCUCAGACCUUUUGGACCUAUUCCAGAGAAUGCUCUAGACCUAACAGUGGCAGAUCUACUUACUACUGAUAUGAAGUGGAACAGGAAGAUAAUUGAGGAAUUACUACCCCAGGUUGCAAAGGAGAUCCAAAUGAUACAACCAGGUCAUGCUCACGCGGAGGACAUCUUUGUCUGGCAUCCACUCCAAUCUGAAACAACAACAAAAGCCAUUAGCUUAGCUAGAGAAUGGAACAGUGCUCAACAUCAAACGAAACUACCCAAUCAGACACUACCUAGAGAAAGGCGGGCUCAGACAACCAACAAUGAGGAAGGCUACAUGAUUUGUAAAUCGGAUGCGGCAUAUGAAAAAAAGGCGAAGCGGGCACGAGUCGCCUGGAUCUUCUCAGACACAACCGGUAAUUGCAUCAAUCAGGGGACCACGACCUUCAACUCAAUUAGCUCACCACUCAUCGCAGAAGCAAUUGCCCUCCGAGCUGGUGUUCUUUCCGCAGUGGAUCUAGAGUAUCCAAAACUCAAAGCAUUCUCUGACAACUUAACGCUCAUCAGAGCUAUCAACAACGACAUGCAGGUGAAAGAGAUCUUUGGUAUUGUCAAAGAUAUACAACAGAUCUCUUCUGUUUUUGUCGAGAAAUCUUUCUCUCAUGUCUCUCGAGCUCUCAACGGAGAAGCCGAUCGACUAGCAAAAUUCUCCCUUUCAAACUCCUUUGUUUCAGACCCAUUAGUGGGCUAA